AUGAACCACACAAAAGGGUCACAACAAUUUUAUUGCCGGAUUAUUUGUGUUUAUUUUAAUUUGUUCCAUACCAUUGAACGCAUCGCUUAUUAUUUGAAAAUUUUCUCCCAACUCGUUUACAUUUCAGGCCAUUUGCAUACAAAAUAUGAGGGCAAAAAGUAUAGCGGCAAGGUGGGCGAAACAAAGACUUACAAGGAUGCUAAAAAUUGCACUAUAACGAUUAUAUUUCGUCCAAAGAGUGCGACUGCAGCUAAAAGUUGCCCAUGA
Messenger RNA from Dicrocoelium dendriticum, 267 nucleotides. The record is from the annotation of a GenBank genome assembly. Lineage: Eukaryota; Metazoa; Platyhelminthes; Trematoda; Plagiorchiida; Dicrocoeliidae.